GCUAGCAGAGGAGCUAACAGAGGAGCUAACAGAGGAGGUAGCAGAGUGGCUAGCGGAGGAGCUAACAGAGGAGCUAACAGAGGAGCUAGCAGAGAAGCUAACGGGGAGAACCAUCCGGAGGUUUAACGCCGACACAGGAUGAGUUCGCCAGCCGCGGACCGGUGAGGUUCACGGGGUUGUCGGGUGUGUGUAGCAGCAGGAUGCCCAUCCCUCCACCAGGGGGACCCCUGCCUCCCCCCACCUUCAGCCAGGCCAACACCAUCCCUCCAAAGCUGAACAGGGAGGAGGUCAAAGGUCGCGGCGCUCUGCUGUCCGACAUCUGUCAAGUCACCGAGCUAAGAAAGGUGUCGGUGGUGAACGACCGCAGCGCUCCGCUGCUCGACAGUAAGACUCAAACACCAAAGAGCCAAACACCUUCCACAGAGCACCCAUACAUUCGCUUAUACCAAUACCUGCAGCAGCAACCGGGCCAGCAGGGGGCGGCGUCUGAGGAGCAGAAGAAGAUGGCCGGAGAGGAGCGCUCAGCUCUCUGCCUGGAGAAGCCCAAACGAGGCGGAGCAUCAACAGGAGGAGCCAAUGGGAGCGGAGCAGCAAGCCCAUCAGGUUCUGUUCCACCAAUCGGGGGCCAGUUCUCAGGGGGCGUUCCCAAAUUGAGGGCAGUUGGAGACGGCUCAUCUGGACAUUUGCCCUCCACCCGAGCUGCCGCCCCCCGCCCCCCAGGUCAUCACCAUGACAACGCAGAGAGCCCCUCCCCUCAGGCGCUGUCGCCAUCGGAGCCGAGUCGCUCCCAGCGUCCUUCACUUCCCUCCCCCUCCUCCUCCUCUGCCCCCCCUCCUCCACUCUGUCGCCGUGGUAACGCCCCCACCCCUCCCAACUCAUCCUCAUCUUACAGCAGAGAGAAGCCCCUCCCUCUUGCACCGAACAGCACCCCUCCCCUCCCUUCAAAACCUCCCCCGUCCCCGGGCAACAGCCGACGCCCUCCCACCUCAGGAGGUAACUCUCCCUCUUCCACUCCCUCCUCCUCUCUGGCUCCGCCCCCUCUAUCUUACCACAUCAACAACGGUCUGUCAAGUAGCGGCGGUGAGGUGGCGCCCGAGCUGCCAGAGCGUCACAACUCCCUCAGCAACAGGAGGCCAGCCCCGUCACCUGGAGGCCACACCCCCACCAGAGGCCCUGCCCCACCCCCUCCGCCUGCUUCUCCCACGCCCUCCCGACAGGGGUCCAACAGGCCGCCGCCCCUCGUGAGAGAGGCGCCAGGUAGAGGAGCAGCUCCUCCUGUUCCCGUCCAAUCCUCGUCCUCGAGGGCGGCAAGCAGAGAAGCCCCGCCUCCUCCUCCUUAUAGAAUACAUGGUAGCCCCUCCCUCUCAUCUGAUCCCCACACCAGAGGGAAACCCCCUCCCCCACCCACCCGCACCCCCGCUGCACCUCCCCCUCCUCUCCGCAACGGACACUCCUCCUCCAUCCCUCACUCAUUCGUCGACGACUUUGAGUCCAAGUAUUCGUUUCAUCCUCUGGACGACUUCCCUCCUCCGGACGAGUUCCGACACUUCACCAAGUUCUACCCGAGCAGAGCCAGCACAGUGAUGAGAGGAGCUCCUCCACUGCCCCCUGUUGGGAGGUGAAGAGAACUACAACACAACCUGACACGCACACACCCACAAACACACAUCUGCAGCAUACCUCCCCCUCUGCUCUACACUCACAGCUGAUUGGCUGUUAGCCUGCUGAACCCCACUUCCAGUUUCAGUGUUAUUUUUGCACGUGCACUUUUAGUUUGCAGAGUGUGACUCGUGAAGAAGAACAGGAUGUGGCGCUCACAGCUGCUGCAGGAACCUUUAGUUCAGCUCGGUUCUUCAGGAUCUUCUAGAUUCACGUUCUGAGGUGAACUGGAUCACAUGACAUCACCACAUGAGCUGAUUGGAUAAAACUGACCUGAACAUUGAUGUAAACGAGACGUUGGGACAUCAACAUCAACCCAUCCUCUCAGUGGGAGGUGUGUUAGCCUAGCUUAGCAUCGUUAUGCUAUGAAGUCGCAGACAUGAGUCAGAGGUCCUGAAGAACCACAGAGACAAACUGUCUCCUGGACCUGAGUCCGAAGCGAUGAGGUCACCUGUCGUGUGCUGUGAGGUCAGCAAGGGGACAGACUCUGAUUGGACGAGAGCCGAAGUGAAGCAGAGACUCACCUGAACCGACAGGUUGAGCUCUGCAGCAGCUCCAUGAAUAAUAACUAAUGAUGACAUCACCUGGUGGGUUAAGUUUAAUGUGCCAGAACAACGUUCCAGGGAAUCUUGCAAAAUAAAAUUGCAAAUAGUCAGAUGAAGAAUUAAAAGGGUUGCAUGAAAAUAAAAUUGUCAUAUUUAAUUUGACAGAAAUGAAAAUAAUUAGGCAAUUUUUCGGUUUAGAACAGUUUACUGAGCCCCUCAUUUGAAUUUUUUUUUUAUAUAUUUAUAUGUGUGUGUAUGUAUAUGUAUAUAUAUAUGAACCAGUCCUUUGUCUACAUUAUCUUUUGUUUGAUUGUUGUAGUUAAAAUAAUGUAGAUAUGUAAAUUUUAACAUUUAAACAACAAACAUUUUGAUUUCAGAAUAUUUUUUUUUAUUGUGAAUUUACUAUGUUACUCUGCCCCCCCCCCUUAAAGAAUAUGAAUCUCCUCAAUCAGUUAAAACUUAAAAAGCUUCUGUACAAACUGAAACCUGUGAAAACUCAUCUGAUGAUGAAUCUGUAGAUGUAAAGUGAGUCUGACUUAAACUGCAUGUUUCCUCUGAAUAAACCGUUUCCUCUGAAUUUUUCCCAAACUGA
Limanda limanda (common dab) is the source of this 2796-nucleotide messenger RNA. Its product is annotated as WAS/WASL-interacting protein family member 2-like. NCBI's taxonomy places the organism in Eukaryota, Metazoa, Chordata, Actinopteri, Pleuronectiformes, Pleuronectidae. Gene Ontology annotation, molecular function: actin binding. The transcript has 8 exons. Bases 201 to 1622 code for a protein of 473 amino acids. The record is from RefSeq and is a predicted model, not a curated record.